UGGCGUAUCCCUGCCCUUGCCGCAUGAUCUAACUUCAAGCCAAGCGUCGGAAGCUUGGACGGGGUGAAGAACAUCAUCCCUCCUGUUCACCGACUUAAUUGGAGGAAGAUGCUUGGUCCGGCCACCGCCGUCCACCUCCCACUCAGCCCACCCUCUCUCAUCGUCUCGCCUCUCCUCCCGCUCCGCUGCCCCGUACCUAGGCUCGCCUUCCGCCCCCGCACCGCUGCCGCCCGCCCCCUCGCCUCCGCCGCCCAGCCCCCCGAUCUUAGCGCUGCGGCUGCCGAGGUGGACAUGUUCUGCGGCCGCGACGGCGUCUGGACUGCCCGCCAGCAGACGGUGGUGGUCCUCUGGGACCUCGAUAACAAGCCCCCCCGCGGGCCCCCUUACGAGGCCGCCGUCGCCCUCCGCCGCGCUGCCGAGCUCUUCGGACGCGUCGUCGAGGUCUCCGCCUACGCCAACCGCCACGCCUUCGUCCACCUCCCCCAGUGGGUCCUCGAGCAGCGCCGUGAGCGCCAUCGCCUGAACGUCCUCGAGCGCAAGGGCCUCGUCGCCCCUGCCGAAUCCUACACCUGCGGCGUCUGUGGCCGGAAGUGCCGAACCAACCUGGAUCUCAAGAAGCACUUCCGCCAGCUCCAUGUGCGUGAGCGCCAGAAGAAGCUGGACCGCAUGCGCUCCCUCAAGGGCAAGAAGCGGCAGAGGUACCGCGAGAGGUUCAUCGCUGGGAACCACAAGUACGAGGAUGCCGCCCGGACUCUGCUCACCCCCAAGACAGGGUAUGGCCUUGCUUCGGAGCUUCGGCGGGCAGGAGUCUUCGUCAGGACGGUCGCCGACAAGCCCCAGGCUGCAGACUCGGCGGUCAAAAGGCAGAUGCUGCAUUCUAUGACUCGGGGGAUUGAUUGGCUGUUUCUGGUGUCCGACGACUCGGAUUUUUCUGACAUGAUCAGGAGGGCGAGGGAGGCUGACCUGAGGACGGUGGUGGUCGGGGAUGGUCGGACGGCACUGGGGCGGCAGGCUGACAUAUGGGUUCCUUGGGUGCGGGUGGAGAAUGGGGAGGUGGGCAAAGAGUUGUUGCAGUCAGGGUGGGGGGCACAAUUCUUGGAUGGGGAGGAGGCGAAUAGUUAUUACGAUGCUGAUGACAACAUGGAAGGAUUAUUUGCAUCUGCUGGUUUCUAUGAGGAUGGUGAAUUGCAGGAUUUAGACGUGGUAAUUGAUGAGAUUGUCAUUGGGAAUUCCAGAUUGGGUGGUCUUGAGAUUUCAGCAUUUUCGGAGGAGGAGGUCGUCGAUGAAGGCACUUUUGGGGAGGAAUUUGGAUACGAGGGGAUUCAAAGCUUUGGAUCACCAACUCCCAACAACGAAUUGCUAUGGGAUAGUGAGGCAGAGGAGGAGGAUCCAUACAUUUGAGUGCCAAAAGACAUUGAAUAUGGGAGAAGAGCAAGCAAGCGGAAAAGGAAGACUGACAAAGAAAAGAGGAGAAAGAAGAAGAAGAAGAAGAAGAGCAUAUAUUCACAUUUCCACUAUUUAAUGGGCCGAGGAGAGGAAGAUGAUAAUGGUAUCUGUUGCCGUGAUUAAAUAUGGAUUUUUUUUUUCUGAAACAUCAUUAUAUAGAUAGUUGGGCUAUCAUCUUCAAAAAUUCUUUGAAUGAGAUUUCGUGUCCUAAAUCUAUCUCAUUAUGCUUUUAUCGGAUGAUAUUUUGGACAAUUAACAUUUGGUAAAUGACCAAUGACUACCUUUUAGGUGUUUAA
Molecule: messenger RNA, 1742 nt
Organism: Musa acuminata AAA Group (dessert banana)
Lineage: Eukaryota; Viridiplantae; Streptophyta; Magnoliopsida; Zingiberales; Musaceae
Exons: 2
Coding region: 109-1401 (430 amino acids)
Source: RefSeq, a predicted model, not a curated record